Molecule: messenger RNA, 325 nt
Organism: Saprolegnia parasitica CBS 223.65
Lineage: Eukaryota; Oomycota; Saprolegniomycetes; Saprolegniales; Saprolegniaceae
Exons: 1
Source: RefSeq, a predicted model, not a curated record
CGCGCGCUCGACCUCGACGGACACCCACCCGUACCUGACGCCUUGGUACCCAUGGCACUUGACCCACAUGUGCGUGACGUCGUCGCUGCACUGCGCGAGCCGAUGCUUCCGCUUGGAGACGCUGACCACGAUCUUCGACUUGGCAACGCCCAUGAUCUUCCACUUGGUGCCGCGAACCGCGGUCUCAAACUUGACAACGCGGACCUUGACCUCGUCCGAAAAGACGCCUUUGCUGGGCACCGAGCGUCGCCGAGUCGCAGCAUGCGGCAACCUGUGGCAAAACCUCUCAACGUCGUCCCUCGUGCUGGCCAUCAACCUGUCGUAA